AUGACGCACUUGAAAUUGAAAUGGUUCAGCAUUUUGCUUCGAAGGAGUGUGAACAAGUUGGUUCAUCGCCCCAUGUCCACGUGGCAUCACAAAGCUGAGACCCCCAUUAGCCUGAAACCACCAAAACCCAACCAAACCCUUAAGAACCACCUUGAAUGUAACAGGCACGCCAAGGUGCUUCUACUCUUCAGAUCCUUCUUAAGAAAAAAACCCACUCUCAACCUCAUUGACAGUUUUUCUCUGCUGUAUGCCCUCAAAGCCUGCAACCACAAACACCCCUCCACCCAAGGAAAACAACUUCAUACCCUCAUUAUAAAACUUGGGUACCAGCCCAUAGUUCAACUCCAGACAACCCUUUUGAAAACGUACGCGCAACGCAGCAACCUGCGUGAUGCACACCAAGUGUUCGACGAAAUACCUGCUAAGAAUAUUAUAUGCUGGACAUCCUUGAUUUCUGCCUAUGUAGACAACCACAAGCCUGGGAGAGCUUUGCAACUUUUCAGAGAGAUGCAGAUGAACAAUGUGGAACCUGAUCAGGUCACUGUGACUGUUGCUCUCUCUGCCUGUGCUGAGACCGGGGCACUCAAAAUGGGUGAAUGGAUCCAUGGUUUUGUGCGGCGGAAACAAGUGAUGAACAGAGAUUUGUGUUUGGAUAAUGCUCUUAUAAACAUGUAUGCUAAAUGUGGGGAUGUUGUGAGAGCCAGGAAGGUGUUUGAUGGCAUGAGAAACAAGGAUGUCACAACUUGGACUUCCAUGAUUGUGGGGCAUGCGGUACAUGGGCAAGCACGCGAGGCUCUUCAACUUUUCUUGGAAAUGAGCGCAAGGAGGGACAAGGAUGAUUGUGUCAUGACCCCAAAUGAUGUAACGUUCAUCGGAGUUUUAAUGGCUUGCAGCCAUGCAGGGUUGGUUGAGGAAGGGAAGUUGCAUUUUAGAAGUAUGAGUGAAGUUUAUGGUAUUCAGCCCAGAGAGGCUCACUUUGGCUGCAUGGUGGAUCUCUUAUGCAGAGGAGGGCAUCUGAGAGAUGCCUAUGACUUCAUUAUCGAGAUGCUGGUGCCACCAAAUGCGGUUGUCUGGCGAACCUUGUUGGGGGCUUGCAGUGUUCAUGGUGAAUUAGAACUAGCUGCAGAAGUGAGGCAAAAGCUACUCAAGCUGGACCCUGGCUAUGUGGGUGACAGUGUUGCUAUGUCUAAUAUUUAUGCAAAUAAAGGCAUGUGGAAUAACAAGAUAGUUGUUAGGAAUCAGAUAAAACAUUCAAGGGCUCCUGGCUGUAGCUCAAUUGAAGUGGGAAGUGGGGCUGGUGAAUUUGUUACCUCAGAUGAUGAUCAUCCUUUAAUGACAGAUGUGUGA
Molecule: messenger RNA, 1347 nt
Organism: Glycine soja
Lineage: Eukaryota; Viridiplantae; Streptophyta; Magnoliopsida; Fabales; Fabaceae
Product: putative pentatricopeptide repeat-containing protein At1g74400
Exons: 1
Coding region: 1-1347 (448 amino acids)
Biological process (GO): RNA modification
Molecular function (GO): protein binding; RNA binding
Source: RefSeq, a predicted model, not a curated record